Gasterosteus aculeatus aculeatus (three-spined stickleback) is the source of this 1725-nucleotide messenger RNA. RefSeq names its product tumor susceptibility gene 101 protein-like. Gene Ontology annotation, molecular function: ubiquitin binding. The record is from RefSeq and is a predicted model, not a curated record. NCBI's taxonomy places the organism in Eukaryota, Metazoa, Chordata, Actinopteri, Perciformes, Gasterosteidae. Gene Ontology annotation, biological process: protein transport; endosome to lysosome transport; protein modification process. Gene Ontology annotation, cellular component: ESCRT I complex.
CCGGAAGUAGUCAGGUGGAAUGCCGGAAAUUCGUUUUGUUGACUAUCGGAUACUUAUUUUUCACCCCCUUUCUGGAACUACUAACUACUAACUUACGUUGGUUUGUUUUUUGUAAUAUUUUUGGACUAGAUUUUAGCGCGUUGACAGAAGAGUCGUCGUGUUGGAGUGGAGGGCUCCGUAUAGACACCGAACGAUUGUUGUCGGGUCCCGGGCUGGGCUAACUUUAGCCUAGCAUUCCGUGAAGUCCUGCUAACCAGCCUUAGCGUGUGUUAGCUGUCAGUCUAGCUGCGUCAAACGUCAGCCAUUAACUCACCUUGCUCACUAACAGGAACGGUAACAAACACAGGUGCAAACACCAUGGCAGUCGUGAACGAAGGUGCCCUAAAGAAAAUGCUGAAGCAGUACAAAUACAGAGAUCUGACUGUCCGUGAGAUAACCAACGUCAUCCUCCAGUACAAGGACUUGAAGCCACUCAUGGAUGCUUAUGUGUUCAAUGAUGGCUCCACAAGAGACCUGAUGAGCCUGACGGGAACGGUCCCAGUGAGCUACAGAGGCAAUGUCUACAACAUUCCUGUGUGCCUCUGGUUGCUGGACACGUAUCCCUACAACCCGCCCAUAUGUUUUGUCAAACCUACCAGUGCAAUGAUGAUCAAAACUGGCAAGCACAUCGACGCCAACGGCAAGAUCUACCUGCCUUAUCUCCAUGAGUGGAAGCAUCCUCAGUCAGACCUGUAUGGUCUAAUUCAGGUGAUGAUUGUGGUUUUUGGAGAAGAGCCUCCUGUGUUUUCUCGCCCCACCACACAAGCCCCCUAUCAAGCGUUCCAAGCUGCCGGACCCCCUAACCCUUCCUAUAUGCCUGGCAUGCCUGCAGUCUCCCCCUACGCCUCAACUCCGAACCCAGGAGGCUACCCAGGAUACCAAUACCCAGGGGGCAACUCAUACCCGGCCCCUGGUGGACCUGCACACUACCCCACCCAGCCUCCAGUAUCCACGGCUGGUCCGAACAGAGAUGGCACCAUUGGCGAGGACACCAUCCGCGCAUCCCUGAUAUCAGCUGUGAGUGACAAGCUUCGCUGGAGGAUGAAGGAGGAAAUGGACAGAGCUCAGGCAGAGCUGGACGCCCUGAAGCGGACCGAGGAGGAUCUGAAGAAAGGACACCAGAAGCUGGAGGAGAUGGUCUCCAGACUGGACCAAGAAGUGACCGAGGUCGACAGGAACAUCGAGCUGCUGAAGAGAAAGGACGAGGAGCUGAGCGAGGCCUUGGAGAAGAUGGAGAACCAGUCGGAGAACAACGACAUUGACGACGUCAUCGUGCCCACUGCUCCGCUCUACAAGCAGAUCCUGAACCUGUACGCUGAAGAGAACGCCAUAGAGGACACGAUCUUUUACCUCGGAGAAGCCCUUCGCAGGGGGGUAAUAGACCUUGAGGUGUUCCUUAAGCACGUCCGCCUCCUGUCCAGGAAGCAGUUCCAGCUCCGGGCCCUCAUGCAGAAAGCCCGCAAGACGGCCGGUCUGAGUGACCUCUACUGACCCGCACUGACUAUAAAGGAAAACUACAUAUUUUCACUCUCUCCUACCUUCUCCCUCCUCUUCUGUUUUAUUCCCCCUUUUUUAAAUGUCCUCUUGCAACUCUUCUAGUUUUAAUCUCGGUAAAAAUCUGUUUGUGUAAGAUAGCAAUCUGAUCAACAACAACAGAGAAUGAUUAAAAACACACAUCAUGUACAA